Mesorhabditis spiculigera is the source of this 330-nucleotide messenger RNA. NCBI's taxonomy places the organism in Eukaryota, Metazoa, Nematoda, Chromadorea, Rhabditida, Rhabditidae. The record is from the annotation of a GenBank genome assembly.
AUGGGCACCAAGCUGUCCGUCUCGCUUGAGGGGGCUCUUUCCCCGGAGACGGCACCGCGAACCGAUCGCCCGUCUACCUUCGAUCCGCAAGCUGGCUUUGAGCGCCCGCGAAAGGAACGCGUGAUGAAGGCCACUUGGGAAGAGAUGGAGCAGUUCCGGUUGAAGCCUGGACAGCGGGAUUAUUGUGCGCAUCACUUGAUUGACCUUAUGAAGUGUCAGACGAAGAACGCGCCGUUUGCCGGCCACGCUUGCGACGAUCAGCGCGGCGCCUGGGACAAGUGCGAAUACGAGGACCAUUUGAUGCGAAUCAAGGAGUAUGAGCGAGAACGG